Molecule: messenger RNA, 1155 nt
Organism: Anisakis simplex (herring worm)
Lineage: Eukaryota; Metazoa; Nematoda; Chromadorea; Rhabditida; Anisakidae
Source: the annotation of a GenBank genome assembly
AUGGCCGCACAGGAAUUAUUCUAUCAUACGCCAGUGUUCUGCGAAAGUAUAUUUGAUGAGACCUUAAUAGUAUGGUCAGAAUCGGAUACUUGCGAUUUGGCACUUUCCUUCCAAGACAAAUCUGGCUGCGAGCAUAUCUGGGAGAAAAUAUGUCAAGUUCAAGGACGUGAUCCUGAACAGCAUCCGGACUUUACGGGUAAUUACGAUGAUCUGGAGGACAAUGAUGGACUGGAUGCGGGCAAUCAGUCAGCCUACAAUGCACAACGAGCAGUGAAUGCAGCUGCAGUGACGUUACCUCCAUGUGAGCUAUCUCGAUUGAUGGAGUUGGAGAUACUGCUCGCAAGUAGUUUCAGUUCAGCACAACUUCGUGAGAAACUUGCGAUCGCCAUUGAGAAUCAAGGGUAUGUUGGAAAGUUAUGUGAUCUAUUCCGUAUGUGCGAAGAUUUGGAGAAUAUCGAAGCGUUGAGAGUGAUGCAUCAAAUAGCUCGUGAUCUAUUCAUGUUGAAUCGGAACAACCUGCUGGAAGUGCUCUUAAGUGAAACUUACUUCAAAGAUAUUGUUGGUAUGCUAGAAUAUGACCCAACUCAAGCACAGCCACGAAAGCAUCGAGAAUUCUUAUUCGAAAAGGCCAGAUUCCGAGAAGUGCUCCCGAUACGUAGUGAUGAAUUGAGGCAAAAAAUUCAUCAAACUUAUCGAGUGCAAUAUGUUCAGGACGUUUGUCUGCCAGCACCGUCACUGUUCGAAGAGAAUUUAUUGUCUGUUCUAAACAGCUACCUCUUUUUCAAUCGGGUUGAUAUCGUGUCAAUGUUGCAGGACGAUGUGCAACUGAUGAGGGAACUCUUCGAUCAAUUGAAAGAUCGUACAAUUAGCACUGAACGAAGGAAGGAUCUCACGAUGUUUCUGAAAGAGUUUUGUUCGUUCUCUACCUCGUUGCAACCGAACGGACCGCAAGGACGUGAAGUCUUCUAUAAGACUCUAAUGCAAAAUGAUGUAUUGGCCACAAUAGAGCCGUGCAUAAUGUCGAAGGAUCCGCAGACUAUGGCCACAACUGUGGAGAUGUUUGUGAUGAUCGUUGAGUUCAAUCCGCAAACGGCUCGUGACUAUUUGCUGCAACAGGGACGCAAUCUGAGUGAUGCUAAAAAUGUUUNAGAUUAG